CCUUGAGAUUCCCAACUCUUACGCUGCCAAAACACUGAAUUGUGAAGACAGUCGUUUAUUACUUACUUACAGCUUGUACCAAUAUAUUCAACAAUCAUGAAUGGUGGAUCUUCGGAUUUCCAGCAAUCCCAAGACUCUCCUUAUCAUUCCGACACCUCCGCGCCGACGCCGAAAACUCCACGUGUCUUGUCGUGCAAUCAUUGUCAGCACCGCAAGGUGAAAUGCAAUCGCGUGUUUCCCUGCAAUAACUGCCUCAAGGCCAAUAUACCUUGCGUGCCGUCAACGCCGGCUGCUCCACGCAAGAGAAGAGCGCCAAAUGCCGUCUUGCAACAGAGAAUCAAGAAUCUUGAGGCCCUGCUGGAGCAAUAUGCUUCUCAAGGGUCACCUAAACAAUCUGCCGAUACAAACGGAUCGGCUCAUGAUCUUUUAGAAGCGUCUGCCAGAUCAUCGCCCGCCCAGUCCAAUGGCCAUGGUACGCUGACGCCAAAUGGUCCUGGCAAGUUGGUGGUUCGGAAUGGCGGGUAUAAAUUCCUGGAUAGCUACGUCUGGGGGAGAAUACACGAUAACAUUUCAGAAAUGCGUCAUAUUCUUGAUGAAGAUACUUCGGACGAAGAUAAUUGCAGCGAUUCUCCUGCCCCCCACGAAGACGAUGAUCUUCUUCUGGCUAAAACGUCAGCUCUAAGUCUCAAUGAGCAGGCUCAAUUACCCUUUCAGAUCCUUCGUUUGUGGCAGGUGUUCCUUGAGAGGGUCAAUCCUCUGACCAAGAUGAUACACACUCCCACUACGGAGCAUCUGGUUAUUGGUGCCAUGACAAACCAUUCUAACAUAUCGCACAAGAAUCGUGCACUUUUGUAUGCCAUCUACCUUGCAUCUGUCGUCACUCUUACGGGCGAAGAGGCUAUGACUAUGCUUGCCUUGCACAAGGAUGAAGCGAUACAUACAUUCACACAGGGCCUCAAGAGGGCAUUGAGCAAGAUCAACUUCCUCAGAAACUACGACAUGGUUGUCCUUCAGGCUUUGGUUUUGUACUUGAUAGCCUUACAAGGCCGCAGCAAUCACGACGCAGUAUGGGUUCUCAGCGGCGUUGUAAUACGCAUUGCUCAUAAAAUGGGCCUUCAUCGUGACGGUGAAGCACUCGGUCUAACCCCCUUUGAAACAGAAAUGCGGCGCCGAGUCUGGUGGCGAAUCGUCAUACUCGAUUGUAUGUACGCCGCGACAUCGGGAAUGAACCCAACACUGCUACCAUUGGGAUGCGACACCGAAAUGCCUCACAACAUAAACGACGCCGACUUCUCACCAGAGUCCAAAGUCAUUCAGCCCAAGCAGGGUCCCACAGAAAUGGUCUUUGCCCUACUGCUCUACAAGAUUGUCAAUUUUGUCAAAGACAAUCGCCUGUCCGAAUGCGACCAUCUUCUUCUUGGAGGACAAGACGUCGAGCCUGGAACUCCCGAAUACAAAGUCUAUCGGGAAUCACUGAACGAUUUGAGCAACCUCGGUGAUGAAUUCGACAAAAUGAUGAGUGAAGUGGAGAAGAAGUACUGUGAUGCGUCAUUAGGACCACUUCAUGUCUACGCUCUGGUCUUUCGACCUCAUAUCCUUCGAGAGGUCAGAACGAUGGCGACUGCAAUGGAUGAAAUACCAGAAUGGGGUACAGAGGUCAAGAACUCCCAUGAUAACUUCUUCCGAAUCUGGCUUGCUCAUAAUGAGAAUGAAGUUGGGCUCCUUGAUCUCACAGCGAAUGGCCCUUUCGCAUACUCUUCAAAGUCUUACUUUCACUUUGACUCGCUGCUGUUCCUCGCCGGUCAACUUGUUCAUCGUUCUCCCGCUGGAUCCCUUACAGAGCGGACAUGGAGUCUCUUCGAUCGGUUCUAUUAUUAUCAUGAUGAGUUGUACAACCUAUCUCAGCGCCAACAUUUCCAACUUGCUAGACUUUUGCUCAAGGCCUGGGGGCCGCGAGAAAAGGCUCUUGAGCAACUUGGAACUCCUUUUGAGAUACCAAUUUGCGUCCAGAAACUUCAGAUGGCUGUGUCGCAGGCUGGAUUAUCAUGGAUGACCCCAAGAGACGUUCCGUUCACACCUAGGAGUGGUGCAAGUAAUGGUGGAAUUGAUCAGUUGCAGGUUGGCACAAAUGGAUGUACGCCGACGGAUAUGUUCCCAGACAUGAACAUGGCUGGUGACUGGUCCAUGUCGGGUAACCUCCAACCUAUGGAUACCCAGAACCCAGUUCUGCCUAUCUUUGGCUUCUUCAAUAGUACGACAUGGUAGGGAAAUGCAUUUUUUUCGGGCAACACGCGGGAGUAACAUGGGAAUUCUGGGGUUGCACUGUCAGUAGUCAAUUAAUAGAUAUCUGU
Messenger RNA from Fusarium oxysporum Fo47, 2351 nucleotides. Its product is annotated as transcription factor domain-containing protein. Gene Ontology annotation, biological process: DNA-templated transcription; regulation of DNA-templated transcription. The record is from RefSeq and is a predicted model, not a curated record. Bases 97 to 2265 code for a protein of 722 amino acids. Lineage: Eukaryota; Fungi; Ascomycota; Sordariomycetes; Hypocreales; Nectriaceae. Gene Ontology annotation, molecular function: DNA-binding transcription factor activity, RNA polymerase II-specific; DNA binding; zinc ion binding. The transcript has 4 exons.